This is a messenger RNA of Cinclus cinclus, 1119 nucleotides long. It is a transcript of the gene LRRC2, whose product is annotated as leucine rich repeat containing 2. The transcript is spliced from 8 exons. Lineage: Eukaryota; Metazoa; Chordata; Aves; Passeriformes; Cinclidae. The record is from RefSeq and is a predicted model, not a curated record. Gene Ontology annotation, molecular function: protein binding. Bases 1 to 1119 code for a protein of 372 amino acids.
AUGGGGCAUCAGGUGAUAAUAUUUGACUUUUCUGUCAUAAGAGGACUGUGGGAAACUCGAGUUAAGAAGAGCAAAGAACGUCAGAGGAAGGAGAAAGAACGAUUAGAACAAAGUGCAUUGGAGAAGAUAAAACAAGAAUGGAAUUUGAUACUAGAGUGCCGUAAGAAAGGUAUUCCUCAAUCAAAAUACCUCAAAAAUGGCUUUGUAGACAUCAAUGAGAAGAACCUGGACACUCGUGAAAAGACUCCUCAGCUCAAGAAGAGUCAUGCCUUGUGUGAUGGAGUAAAUAAGGAACAAAACAAGUUUAUUUUUCAGCUUUCUGGAGAGCAGUGGACGGAACUCCCAGAUUCCCUGAAAGAACAGAUCUAUCUGAAAGAAUGGCAUGUGUACAAUACAUUGAUACAAACCAUUCCAGCCUACAUUGCACUGUUUCAAGAUCUGAGAGUACUGGAAUUGUCAAAAAAUCAAAUCAACCAUCUUCCAGUAGAGAUUGGCUGCUUAAAAAACCUCAAAGUGCUCAAUGUGAGUUUCAAUAAUUUGAAGUCAGUCCCUCCAGAACUGGGUGAUUGUGAGAAUCUAGAAAAACUGGAUUUGUCUGGAAAUAUGGAAAUAACAGAGCUCCCAUUUGAACUAAGCAACCUGAAGCGACUCACAUUUAUGGAUGUGUCAGCAAACAAGUUCCAUUCUAUUCCAAUUUGUGUACUCCGGAUGUCUAAUUUGCAGUGGUUGGAUAUUAGCAGCAACAGCCUGAAAGAUCUCCCAGAAGACAUAGACAGGUUAGAUGAACUGCAGACACUUCUCCUACAGAAAAACAAGCUAACUUAUCUUCCUCGAGCUCUUGUCAAUAUGCCAAAGCUCAGUUUGCUAGUUGUCAGUGGUGAUGACCUGGUUGAGAUACCCACAGCCAUCUGUGAGUCAACCACUGGUUUAAAAUUUAUAAGUCUUAAAGACAGUCCUGUUGAAACAAUUGUAUGUGAAGACACUGAAGAAAUUAUAGAAAAUGAACGUGAACGUGAGCAAGUUGAGAAAGAGUUUAUGAAAGCAUACAUUGAAGACCUAAGGGAAAGGGAGUCUACUCCUUCCUACACUACAAAAGUAAUGCUCAGUCUCCAGCUCUGA